AAAUUCCUUCGAGUCCGCUGAAGCCAGUUUAUUUGCAUAAAAGGAAAUCAGCGCGUGUAUAUCGAUCCGUCAACCAGAAAAAUGGACAGAGGCACGUCUUCCAAAAUGCUGCGAAAACUAGUACUAGCUGUUCUCCUCGUUGCAGUCGCCGGACAAGUCCGCUGCGCUGAGGUUCCAGAGGACGCAGCAUCCAAUGGACCCGAGGGACGCAUCAUUGGUGGCAGCCAAGCUGGUGUCAUCCCCUACCAACUCAGUCUGCGCAGAAACAACAGUCACAAAUGCGGAGCUGUGAUCAUCGCCUCCUACUGGGCGAUUACGACCGGCCACUGUGUGGAGAAAGAGGCAAUAUCAGGCUUAUCUCUUCUAGCUGGUACCAACAAUCGCCUCUAUGGAGGCGCGACCCAUCGCAUCAAUCAGAUUGUGGUCCAUCCCAAAUUCAACCCAGCUACCCACGACAACGACGUCGCUCUACUCCGAGUCAGCACUCCAUUCGUCUUCAACAACAAGGUUGCUCCCAUCAUCCUGGCCUUCAGUGGUGAUGACGCUUCCCCAUACACCAUAGCAACCAUUUCCGGAUGGGGCACUGUCUCUGCGAACACCUAUGAGUUCCCAACGUUCCUCCAAUCCACCAACAUCCCCAUUGUCGACCAGGUCAAGUGUAAUCAACUGCACAGAGGAAGAAUCACAGAAAACAUGUUGUGUGCUGGACCCCUUUCUGGUGGAAAGGACGCCUGCAAUGGAGAUGCCGGAGGUCCUCUGGUGGUUAAGAAUUUCCUGCAUGGACUCGUGUCCUGGGGAGCUGGAUGCGGCGAGAAGAACUUGCCUGGCGUCUACACCAGGAUCACUGCUGUCAGACACUGGAUCGCCUCCGUCACUGGAAUCUAAAUUUUCUUCGAAGACCUUAAUUUCAUCGAUUUACUUUUAACUAUUGACAAUUUCUACAUGCACGUGUGAUAGGUUACCUUUGGAAAUAUCUGUUUGAGUUGAAUGCUUUUGGAAACGAAAAUAAAGGGCACGCUGGAACCUUUGAAA
Molecule: messenger RNA, 1032 nt
Organism: Orussus abietinus
Lineage: Eukaryota; Metazoa; Arthropoda; Insecta; Hymenoptera; Orussidae
Product: trypsin-like
Exons: 4
Coding region: 82-885 (267 amino acids)
Biological process (GO): proteolysis
Molecular function (GO): serine-type endopeptidase activity
Source: RefSeq, a predicted model, not a curated record